This is a messenger RNA of Ananas comosus (pineapple), 1768 nucleotides long. RefSeq names its product NAC domain-containing protein 92. NCBI's taxonomy places the organism in Eukaryota, Viridiplantae, Streptophyta, Magnoliopsida, Poales, Bromeliaceae. Gene Ontology annotation, molecular function: DNA binding. The transcript has 3 exons. Gene Ontology annotation, biological process: regulation of DNA-templated transcription. Bases 453 to 1514 code for a protein of 353 amino acids. The record is from RefSeq and is a predicted model, not a curated record.
GCAGUUCACUGAAACAAAGAAUAAAUCAAAAAAGUCUGCCACAGGCUGAGGUAGCCGCCUCUUGUCUCUCUCCGACCGGCAUCGAUCAAUCCUCGACACCCCUUAUAUAUAUAUAUAUAGAUAUAUAGAUAUAUAGCUAUGUCCAUCUAUAUAUAUAUAUAUUCUUCAAGAUCGAUAUUAGUCAGAAGACACUUCAUCUCUUUCUCUUUUCUGUCUCUACCUUCUUUCUCCUCGGUUGCGAGAACAUCAUGAAGGACAAAUUUUAGGGCUUGACAUAUAAUCCUUUAUCCAAGAAGCUUCAAGGAAAUUAGGGUUUCAACUAUAGUUCUGUUGGUGGCUUUGGUAUGUGCAUGUGCAUGCAAAAGUUGUACAUAUAAGUUGAAGGUUUGUAGGUAUAUAUUUGUAGAAGAGAAAGGAGAUCAUAUAUAUAGGAGGAGAAUUCAUAGAUAGACAUGGAAGGAGGAGGAGGAGGAGGAGGAGGAGGUAAGAAUAGUGAGGAGAGUUUGCCACCAGGGUUUAGGUUUCAUCCCACAGAUGAAGAGCUCAUCACAUACUAUCUCACCCACAAGAUCUCCGAGGCCAAUUUCAGCGCGCGGGCGAUCGCGGAGGUCGAUCUCAACAAGUGCGAGCCGUGGGAUCUCCCAAGUAAGGCAAAAAUGGGAGAGAAAGAGUGGUACUUCUUCAGCCUGCGCGACCGCAAGUACCCGACCGGAGUGCGAACCAACCGCGCGACCAACGCGGGGUAUUGGAAGACGACAGGCAAAGACAAGGAGAUCUUCAACAGCCAAACCUCCGAGCUCGUCGGCAUGAAGAAGACCCUUGUCUUCUACAAAGGAAGAGCCCCAAGAGGGGAGAAGACCAAUUGGGUCAUGCAUGAGUAUAGAUUACACUCCAAAUCUUCACUUAAAUCCAACAAGGACGAGUGGGUGGUGUGCCGGGUGUUCAUGAAGAGCUCCGGGGGGAAGAAGUACCCGUCGUCCAAUACCCACCACCCACGUGGCGGCGGGGCCCACCCCUACGCCCUGGACCACCUGGGCCCGCCCCUCCUCCCCUCCCUCGUCCCGGCCGACCCCUUCUCCCGCAGCGCCUACCUGGCGGCGGCGACCGCUGAGCUCGCCGAGCUCUCCCGCUUCACCCGCGGCGGCGCCGCCCACCACCCGGCCUUCGCCACCCACAUCCAGCCCCACCCCGCCGCGUUUGUGGGGGGCCCUGCAGCGCCGUCGGCGGUGCCGUUCGCCCUCUCCGGCCUCAACUUAAACCUCGGGGCCCCGCCGCCCCCCGCCCCGAUCCUACGCGGAAUGUCGAUGCAGCUCAAUCAGCCCAUGCAAGUUCUGGCUGAUCAGCAACAACAACAGCAGCAGCAGCAGCACGCGUCAGUGCUGACCAACUGUGCUGGCAUGGCGGGAGACGGAGGGUUCGGUACUGCAGACAUGAGCGCUGCAGGGACCGGAAUCAGAUACCACCAGAAUCUGGACUCCUGUGUGGAGCUAGAGGGAUACUGGCCCUCUUACUGACGCAGUAGGAAAUGGGUCAUAAAUUAGAACUAUGGUGUUCUAUAUCUGUGUAACAUUACGUAGCUGUAAUAUUUAGUUGGAGUUUUUUCUUUUCUCUUCUUUUCUUUUCUUUUUUCUCUCUGUUUUCUCUUGUUGGUGGGAAACUAAGAUGUAGAAGUUCAGUAGAGAUGAUAACUUCUUUGCCUAAUGGAGUGGGAACUGUAGUGCAGUGUAAGUUAUUGCCAAGUUUGAAGUUUUCUUAUUACAAUUGCCAA